AUGUGGUCUAGACAAAUCCUUGUCCUGAUCACGGCCCUCGGCCUGGCCUCAUCUUCUUUCUUUCAACGCAAUGCCGACACAGACCUGUCACUCAACCUGCCGCUCUCGGUAACGGAUGCCUCUCCAGCCCAAACGAUCUCGUCUGAAACCACACUUCGCAUCCUCUGCGUGGGAGAUUCUGUCACCGUAGGACACGGCAGCAAAGAACUGAACGGGUACAGAAGCGACCUCGCAGAACGCUUGUCCAGGAGUAACGAGGUCGAAUUCGUCGGGACAGAACACGGCGGAGCAAUGCGCGAUGGCUAUUUUGCUGCGUGGAACGGCAAAACCAUACAAUUCCUUGCCGAGCACAUCGGGCCGUCCCUCGAACAACGACCAAACCUCAUCCUGCUGCAUGCGGGCACAAACGACAUGGCCUCUGUCGAGCGCAUCGCAAAGGAGGGAAACGACCCCACAGCCGCGGCCGGGCGGCUCGGUGAUCUUCUCGACCUCAUGAUCCGGGCCUGUCCCGAUGCGGUCAUCAUCGUGGCAGUCAUCCUCGGCUCGUGCCAGACGAACCGGGUCGCGAGGACCACGGAGACCAAGCUCUCAUCCCAGACGUCGUCAGGCGACUCUCUUGAUGCCGGGCACAAGGUCCUCGCCGCGGACUUUAGCGCUAUGCCCCAGAGCUUCUUGCGUAAUGACUGCAUCCACCCGUCGAUGGAUGGGUACAGAGAGAUGGGGCAGGUAUUGGUAUGA
Molecule: messenger RNA, 738 nt
Organism: Verticillium alfalfae VaMs.102
Lineage: Eukaryota; Fungi; Ascomycota; Sordariomycetes; Glomerellales; Plectosphaerellaceae
Exons: 3
Coding region: 1-738 (245 amino acids)
Molecular function (GO): phosphatidylcholine lysophospholipase A1 activity
Source: RefSeq, a predicted model, not a curated record